AUGCCAGCGAUAUUAAGUAAAAACUUCGAUUUGGAGUUCGACUCCUUACAACCGUGCUUCUACCCGGACGAGGAUGACUUCUACCUCGGUGGGCCAGACGCUGCACCGCCGGGCGAGGACAUCUGGAAGAAAUUCGAGUUACUCCCCACUCCUCCUCUGUCUCCGAGUCGGGCUGCGCUACCAGGGGACGCGGGGGACAUCGCUGAGGGAGCCGGAGACUGUUCGCCCAUGGGUUUUGGAUUAACAGACCCACUAGACUGGGCUUCCGAGCUCCUACUGCUACCUGAGGAUGACAUUUGGGGCGCGUCGGAUGGUGACCUCUUUGGCUCCGCUUUGGAUACGACAGAUAAUUCCAUCAUUAUUCAGGAUUGCAUGUGGAGCGGGUUUUCCGCACGGGAGAAGCUGGAACGGGUGGUGAACGAGAAACUCGGGAAAGCCAUCUCCUCCGUGACCGGUGCUGGAGUCAGUAAAAGCACGACCGUCAAGGUCACAGAACUCAACCGUUCCAUAUCUGAGUGCGUGGACCCAACCGUAGUUUUCCCGUUCCCAGUCAACAAGAGAAAAUGCAGCAGCGAUGACCAAAGCAUGAACCAACUGAGAACCUUGCCCUCGCCCUCUGUCAACAGAGGGGCUGACAACACUCCCAGCGACUCUGAUGAGGAUGGUGAAGAUGAUGAUGAAGAGGAGGAGGAAGAUGAGGAAGAAGAAGAAGAAGAAGAGGAAGAAGACGAGGAGAUUGACGUCGUCACUGUGGAAAAGAGACGUUCGACCACCAGCAGGACACCCAGUGGCGGCCCGUCUGGAAACGGGUCGUCCACCUCAGGCAGGACAAGCUCAGGGGUGAGCAGAGCUCCACAAGAGCUGAUCCUCAAGAGAACAGCAGCAACCUCCAUUCACCAGCAACAGCACAACUAUGCAGCCCCUUCCCCUUACUACGACCACCAGGAUGUCCCCAGCGGCCCCCCCAGCAAGAAACACAGACCCGACAGCAGUAACGGUGGCGGGUCGUCCCGCGGAGCCGCUGGCGGGCGGGGUCAGGUCUCCUCCCCCACCUCACCCUCGGCCGCCGCGACCUCGACCUCCUCCGGCGCCGUGGCGACCCAAAGGCCCAGGAGAAACGACGGCGGCAGCCCGCGAGGGUCCGACUCUGAGGACAGCGAACGUCGGCGAAACCACAACAUCCUGGAGAGGCAGAGACGCAACGACCUGCGUUCCAGCUUCCUGACUUUACGCGACCAGGUGCCCGAGCUCGCCCGGAACGACAAAGCCGCCAAGGUGGUGAUCCUGAAGAAGGCCACGGAGUACAUCAGCUCUCUGGAGAAGCACGAGCUGCGACUGCAGGAGGAAAAAGACCGACUGCACGCCCGGAAACAACAGCUCAUGCGUCGGCUGGAACAGGCCAGAACUCGCUAA
Messenger RNA from Chanos chanos (milkfish), 1413 nucleotides. RefSeq names its product MYCN proto-oncogene, bHLH transcription factor (gene mycn). Gene Ontology annotation, molecular function: protein dimerization activity; DNA-binding transcription factor activity. Lineage: Eukaryota; Metazoa; Chordata; Actinopteri; Gonorynchiformes; Chanidae. Gene Ontology annotation, biological process: regulation of DNA-templated transcription. The record is from RefSeq and is a predicted model, not a curated record. Bases 1 to 1413 code for a protein of 470 amino acids. The transcript is spliced from 2 exons.